AUGGCGUCGACCCCCCGACCCGCGUUCCAAGACGAACCCAUUCCCCACUACCCCGACCUGCCGGGCAAAGUGGCCAUCGUGACGGGGAUCGGUCAGUACGGCGACCCCAAGGUGGAAGACAACUGGGGCAACGGCGCGGCAGCAGCACUCGGCCUCGCCCGCUCAGGCGUCAAAGUGUUCGGCUGCGACCUGGACCUGGCGGCGGCAGAGCGCACCAAGCAACGGAUCCAGAAACACGUGCCGGACGCGGUGGUGGACGUGGUGGUGGCGGACGCGACGAAAGCUGCCUCUGCAGAAGCCUUCGUCGGCACGGUGAUGCAGCGCCACGGCCGCAUCGACAUCCUGGUCAACAACGUGGGCGGGGCGCACCGGGGCGGGCCCGUUGAGAUGCCCGAAGAGGUGUGGGAUCAGGAGUUCAACGUGAACCUGAAGUCGGUGUACAUGAUGUGCCACUUCGUGCUGCCGGUGAUGGAGCGCCAGGGGGCCGGGUCGGUCAUCAACAUCGGCAGCAUCGCCGGCCUGCGCUACAUUGGCAAGCCGCAGGUGGCGUACGCGGCCGCGAAGGCCGGCGUGCACAUGUUCACGAAGCACACGGGCGUGUACUAUGCGGACCGCGGCGUGCGGGUCAACGUGGUGGUGCCGGGGCUGAUCUCGACGCCGCUGGUGGCGCGCAUCGCCGACUACUACGGCGGCGACUACGAGGAGUUUGUGCGCACGCGCAACGCCCAGGUGCCCACGGGCGAGAUGGGCAGCAGUGCCGACGUCGCCAACGCGGUGCUCUUCCUCGCCAGCAACAUCGCGUCGAGACACAUGACCGGCCAGGAACUCAUCAUCGAUGGCGGCAUGACCUCUAGCACGGGCAGUGUUAAGAGUGGGAUGGCGGAGAAAUAA
Fonsecaea erecta is the source of this 891-nucleotide messenger RNA. RefSeq lists its product as hypothetical. Lineage: Eukaryota; Fungi; Ascomycota; Eurotiomycetes; Chaetothyriales; Herpotrichiellaceae. The coding region runs from base 1 to 891 and encodes 296 amino acids. The record is from RefSeq and is a predicted model, not a curated record. The transcript has a single exon. Gene Ontology annotation, molecular function: oxidoreductase activity, acting on the CH-OH group of donors, NAD or NADP as acceptor.